Messenger RNA from Meriones unguiculatus (Mongolian gerbil), 5273 nucleotides. It is a transcript of the gene Flrt3, whose product is annotated as fibronectin leucine rich transmembrane protein 3. Lineage: Eukaryota; Metazoa; Chordata; Mammalia; Rodentia; Muridae. The transcript has 3 exons. Bases 1062 to 3011 code for a protein of 649 amino acids. The record is from RefSeq and is a predicted model, not a curated record. Gene Ontology annotation, molecular function: protein binding.
UGAAGCUUUAAACUUCAGACUUGGAGGUGGGCUGCGCGCAGUCAACUGGAUGCUCCCGCGCGCAGUGCUCCGCGCAGCAGCGAUCAGAAGCAGGACGGGCUCCCGGCUGCAGCUGCUGUGGCUUUGUGUGCGCUGGAUGCCGCGCUCCGGAGACGGGGGAGGGUUUUCACUUCAGCUUGCAGGCAAUGGAAUUACAGCGGUAGCAGCGGGGUAUAAAGGAUUGCCUUUUUCUCGUCUUCCCGGAGGUGCUCAGGCCUGGCCUGUUUUAAAGAAGAGAAAUAUAAAGGAAAUUGGACGUGCUUCCUUCUCUUCCCAUGAAGACUGUUCGCAUUGCUUCCUUUGCUUCUUAACAGAGACUCUACUCAUUCUGGGGGAACGUGGCUGAGACGGAAAUCCUGCAAAGGCAGCAAGAAGCAGAAAUAGCUAUCCCACAGCAGGUAAUCACACCUCAGGAUGUAGCUACUGUACAGAGUGUGUACUUGGAUAAUUCUGGAUGGGAAUAAAGGUAGGGGGAGUGCCUGGAAAACCUGUUACUACACAGGCCUUAGCAUCGCGAUCGGCUUUCUUCAUGAGCAGCUGAACUCUUUGUCUCUGACCACAUUGCACAGAAGAGCCAAUAAGAAUUUCAAAGAGGGCAGUUUCCACUGAGGGAAUUAAGGUAUACAAAAGGAGUCAUCACAUGAAACUAUCAGGAAAAAAAAUAUAUAUAUAUAUAUAUAUAUAUAUAUUAGGAAGCCACGUGUCCUCCAUAGUGUCCGGAAGCUGAGCUGUUUCUGGCCCCCACUUUAAUGAGCUUGCCCACGUGCCCACGUGCCCACCGUGCCGAGCGAAGCACAGCUGGAUGUCCACUGGCAGCAGCACACCUGAGCUGGAGGUGCCUCUGGCAUAGGAUUACUUGAAUAAACAGUGAAGAACAUUUCCAAGGAGGAAAGAGUUUUACAGUCCCAGCCCCUCACCAAGAAAAUAACAUAUGUGCAUUGGACUGUGACCCACGUAAAAUUACUUACAUCGCUCAAUAAGCGACAGAGCGGCCCGCUGUCCAGACCUCGACGCUGCUGACCAUGAUCAGCCCAGUCUGGAGCCUCUUCCUCAUCGGGACUAAAAUCGGGCUGCUCUUGCAAGCGGCUCCGCUGUCGGCCAUGGCUAAGCCCUGCCCCUCCGUGUGCCGCUGUGACGCUGGCUUCGUCUACUGCAACGAUCGCUCCCUGACAUCCAUUCCGGCCGGCAUCCCGGAGGAUGCCACGACGCUCUACCUUCAGAACAACCACAUCAACAACGCCGGCAUCCCCUCCGACCUCAAGAACCUGCUCAAGGUGCAGAGAAUAUACCUGUACCGCAACAGCCUGGACGAGUUCCCCACCAACCUCCCCAGGCGCGUGCGGGAGCUGCACCUGCAGGAGAACAACAUCAGGGCCAUCACCUACGACUCGCUCUCCAGGGUCCCGUUCCUGGAGGAGCUGCACCUGGACGACAACUCCGUGUCGGCGGUGAGCAUCGAGGAGGGCGCCUUCCGCGACAGCACCCGCCUGCGGCUGCUGUUCCUGUCCCGGAACCACCUGAGCACCAUCCCGGGCGGCCUGCCCAGGACCAUCGAGGAGCUGCGGCUGGACGACAACCGCAUCUCCACCAUCUCGUCGCCGUCCCUGCACGGCCUCACCAGCCUGAAGCGCCUGGUGCUGGAUGGGAACCUGCUCAACAACCACGGCCUGGGAGACAAGGCGUUCCUGGGCUUGGCCAACCUGACGGAGCUGUCGCUGGUGCGGAACUCCCUGACGGCCGCGCCCGUGAACCUCCCGGGCGCAAGCCUGCGCAGGCUCUACCUGCAGGACAACCACAUCAGCCGGGUGCCCCCCAACGCCUUUUCGUACCUGCGGCAGCUCUACCGGCUGGACAUGUCCAACAACAACCUGAGCAACCUACCGCACGGGAUCUUUGACGACCUGGACAACAUCACCCAACUGAUCCUUCGCAACAACCCCUGGCACUGCGGGUGCCAGAUGAAAUGGGUGCGGGAUUGGUUACAGUCGCUCCCCGUGAGGGUGAACGUGCGCGGGCUCAUGUGCCAGGCCCCAGAAAAGGUCCGGGGCAUGGCCAUCAAGGACCUCAGCGCCGACCUGUUCGACUGCAAAGACAGCGCGGUGGCCAGCACCGUUCAGGUCACCACCGCCGCACCCAACACGGCGCAUCCCGCGCAGGGGCAGUGGCCGGCCCCCGUGACCCGGCAACCGGACAUCCACAACCCCAGGCUCACCAAGGAUCAGCGGACUACCGGCAGCCCCUCGCGGAAAACCAUCCUCAUUACUGUCAAGUCCGUCAGCGCCGACACGAUCCACAUAUCCUGGAGGCUCGCGCUGCCCAUGACCGCCCUGCGACUCAGCUGGCUGAAACUGGGCCACAGCCCAGCCUUUGGAUCUAUAACAGAGACCAUCGUCACGGGGGAGCGCAGCGAGUACCUGGUCACCGCCCUAGAGCCCGACUCCCCCUACAGAGUGUGCAUGGUUCCCAUGGAAACCAGCAACCUCUACCUGUUCGAUGAAACGCCUGUCUGCAUUGAGACGGAAACUGCCCCUCUUCGAAUGUACAACCCCACGACCACCCUCAACCGCGAGCAAGAGAAAGAACCUUACAAAAACCCGAGUUUACCUCUGGCCGCCAUCAUUGGCGGGGCCGUGGCCCUGUUAAGCAUCGCGCUCCUGGCUUUGGUGUGUUGGUACGUGCACAGGAACGGGUCGCUGUUCUCGCGGAACUGUGCGUACAGCAAAGGGAGGAGAAGAAAGGAUGACUAUGCAGAAGCCGGCACUAAGAAGGACAACUCCAUCCUGGAAAUCAGGGAAACUUCUUUCCAGAUGCUACCGAUAAGCAAUGAACCCAUCUCCAAGGAGGAAUUUGUAAUACACACCAUAUUUCCUCCAAACGGGAUGAAUCUGUACAAAAACAACCACAGUGAAAGCAGCAGUAACCGGAGCUAUAGAGACAGUGGGAUUCCAGACUCGGACCACUCACACUCCUGAUGCCGCGCCAAACUGUUUUUAGACCUAAGAAAGGUGAUGGUAGGAGCUCGGUUCUACUGCAAAACACUGGAAAAGAGACUGAGAAAAGCAAUGUACUGUACAUUUGCCAUAUAAUUUAUAUUUAAGAACUUUUUAUUAAAAGUUUCAGAUUUCAGGUGGCUGCUGCGAUUGAUGUAGUGGGGACGCCUGAACACAAUUCUCUAUUUUAGUAUUUUUUAGUAAUUUGUACUGUAUUUUCCUUGCAGAUAUUGAAGUUAUAAACCAUUUCCUUUGUGUUCUACUGAGUAAGAUGACUUGCUGACUGUGAAAGUGAAUUUUCUUGCUGUGUUGAACAAUCAGGACUGCGUUCACAUGAGAUCCUUGUAGUAUAAGCACAGGCCGUUUUUCACUUUGGUAUUAAUACAAUGUAAAAAAGAAAACUGGCUGAAUGAGAAAAUAAAUUUCAAAAACUAGUUAUGAAAUAAUGUUCCAAUGAUUAAAUUUGUAUUAUCCCAGCAGUAUUCAAUAAAUCAAAAUAUGUGACAUAAUGGGCAAUAUGAAACUUGCACAUCUCAUUUUACCCUAGGCAAAUUAAAUGUCCUUGAGAAGUUAAGCUUAUUUUCUGAACUGAAUACAUCGGCUGGCGUAAAACCACGUGAAGUCAGCUGUUGAGGCUACGUCAGCAGAGCUAGACAGAUCACACGGCUUCACAAGAACAGCCUAAGUGCAGGGGUAUGUGUACUUAUAGAAACCACGACAACUUAGACGUCUAUAUUGUAAUCAACACCUAUACUAGAACUGCAUCUGGAGUUUUGCCUGUACCAUCCAGACUCUUAAAAAGUGAAUCCUAAACACAGAACUGUUAGUGUUCAUGAUGUUUUUUUAUUAUAAAGGAUGUCCAAGCAAAGCUGUCUGCAUGGCAGAGAAGGUAGUGCCGCCAUCAGCAAUUCCUCCAGCAAUCCAGGGAAAAUAGUGCUUUAAGUAAGUGAGAAUUUCAAAGAAAAAUAAACACUAGAAAUCAAAUUUAGAUUUGGCUAUAUGAGAUGCUUGAACGCUGUACAUAAAUAUUCAAUUUCCUUUCAUGAUGGAGAAUACUGCCCAAUACUGUCACAGUUCCCAGAUGUUACAUAAUGGACUUGUAAUGUAACAUUUCUUUACAGCUUCCUACUGAAUUGUGAGCUAUUACUUGUUUAAAAACCAUACCACUUUUUGUUGCCAUGAUUUUUUUUUCAACAAAAAAACCAAAGUGCAUUGUACGCCCUUUGGCCAGUCUUGUAUGUGCCUUGAUCCAACGCUACAUGUAUUCAGCUUUUGAAACUCGACAAAUUUUUCAUACUUCCUUAAAUAUGAAAAAUUAUGGUCUAAUUGCUGAAUAAACCUUAAGAAAAACACACAGAAUAAUUGUGCUUGCUUUCGGAACUAUGCUACCAUCACUAAAAAUAGGAAAUUGCCAGCACAUUAGUCCUAAACAUCUCCAUGUAUUUUUCUAGGCAUAAAAAUAAAAGUUAAGUACAAAUAAAGGAAACAACAUUAUCUUGAGGUUCUGUAUCAUUUCUAUAUUGAAGAGUCAGUAUUUUGUGAAUAAACCCAUUUUUGGGAGGGGGGGUUCCACUAUUCGCUCGGUUGAUAAAAAACAAGAGUGAUCUCAAUGCCUUUUUCUCUUAUGAGCACUGUUGCCAUUGUCUGCUCUGAUACUUUUUAAGGGUGGUCUUGGAGAAGCUUAUUUGUCUUUUAAAUAUCCUUUUGAGGGAGUGAGGUGGCAUCAAAAGAUCUGGAUCCACUUAGCAGAUCAAACCCCGGUGACACAGCGACCACCCAUAAGUGCAGCGUAGAGUUCUACACCAGCGGCAAGGGCCACCGUGCAGUGCAGGUGUUCUGAGAGCUGCACAGCGCUCUGUCACAUUCCUUCCUGCCACUGUGGAAGAGAAAACUGUUUCCAGAGCUUUGCUGAACACCGUGGCUUCUCCCCUCCUGACACAGAUCGACGGCCAACUGGAAACCUUAUUUAUUUGGCAUCUUUAAAAUGUUACUCAACAUUUUCUCCUUUGACUUCCUACCAUAGAAGAUGCUCAUUUUCUAUGAACGAAUGGAAAGUACAUUUGACACCAAAUAUGAAGAACAUUUUUCUAAAAAUAGUUUCUCAAGGUUUUGAAGGGUUCAACUACAGUUCUGCUGAAGUUGGGGAAAGGAAUGGGUAGUUUAUGAAGACCUAUGGUUUACAAAAGUGAAAAAUGGAUUGUAUCAAUUACUUUCCAAUUAUUAAAACUUGGAUAAGCACAGAAA